UCUCACUAAAACUCACGGGAGAUGUAGUAUUUUUGUUUGGUCGCUAAACGGGACUCUUGAAGAAAACUGUAACUUAAGAAGUUUAAAGAAAGGGUGGAGAUGGACGCAGUGUGAGAGUGAUCCUCUUCUCUGUCCCAUCAGGAACCAGGAUCAGACAGGUAGGGGAGCUGGAUCUAAAAUAACAUGCACAAAUGAUGCGCUGAACUGGGGAACAUCUGCUGAAGCGACACCCUGAAUGCAGCUAUGGCCGCCUGCAGCCUGGGAAACUCUUUGGGGUCUCAGGUUCACGCUGCUGCCGUCAACGGAGACAAGAACUCACUGCUCAAACUCGUCACAGCUGAGCCCUCUCUACGGGACCAUGAGGACCAGUUUGGCCGGACCCCUCUGAUGUACUGUGUGCUGGCCGACCGCCUGGACUGUGCCGAGAUCCUCCUGAAGACUGGAGCCUCUGUGAACAAGGCCGACCACAGCCACCGCACAGCUCUGCACCUCGCUGCACAAAAGGGGAAUGUGCGCUUCCUGAAGCUGCUGUUGUCCAGACGCGCAAACUGGCUCCAGAAAGAUUUGGAGGAGAUGACCCCACUGCACUUGGCCACGCGGCACCCCUCUCCCAAAGCUCUGGCUCUGUUACUCAAAUACAUCGGACCAGGGGAAGUGGACACACAGGACAAGAACAAGCAAACAGCUCUGCACUGGUCUGCAUUUUACAACCGUCCUGAACACGUCCGGCUCCUGAUCAAACAUGACUCCAACAUUGGCAUUCCAGACAGUGAAGGAAAGAUCCCCCUUCACUGGGCAGCACACAGCCAAGAGCCCAGUGCCACACAAACUGUCCGCUGUAUUCUGGAAGCCGCUCCCACUGAGUCUCUGUUAAACUGGCAAGACUUUGAGGGCCGGACCCCGCUGCACUUUGCCGUUGCCGAUGGUAACGAGACCGUUGUCGAGGUGUUGACGUCGUAUGAAGGCUGCAAUGUGACGGCCUAUGAUAACCUCUUCAGAACACCACUGCACUGGGCUGCACUACUCGGACAUGCUAAGAUUGUGCAUCUGCUUCUGGAGAGAAACACAUCAGGUACAAUCCCAUCAGACAGUCAGGGAGCCACGCCUCUUCACUAUGGAGCACAGAGCAACAAUGCUGAGACGGUUGGCGUGUUUUUGUCUCACCCCACUGUUAAAGAUGAGCCGGACUUGGAGGGCCGGACCGCCUUCAUGUGGGCCGCAGGGAAGGGCAGUAAUGAUGUCAUCAGCACCAUGCUGGCCCUCACCCCUCACCUCGAUAUCAACAUGGCCGAUAAGUACGGAGGAACAGCGCUGCAUGCUGCCUCGUUAUCAGGCCAUGUGAGCACCGUGAGGCUGCUGCUGGAGAGGGGCGCCAUGGUCGACUCUCUGGAUGUGAUGAAGCACACGCCGCUCUUUCGGGCCUGUGAGAUGGGACACAAGGACGUCAUACUCACUCUCAUUAAAGGCUCAGGACGUGUAGACCUGGUGGAUGUGGAUGGUCACACAGCUCUGCACUGGGCAGCUCUGGGCGGAAAUGCUGAAAUCUGCCAAAUAUUAAUGGAGAAUGGAAUUAGUCCAAAUGUACAGGAUCACGCAGGUCGAACACCGCUGCAAUGUGCCGCUUAUGGAGGCUACAUCACCUGCAUGGCUGUACUAAUGGAGAAUAAUGCAGAUCCGAACAUACAAGAUAAAGAGGGUCGAACUGCACUCCACUGGUCCUGUAACAAUGGCUACUUAGACGCGGUGAAGCUGCUACUUGGCUACAGUGCGUUUCCCAAUCACAUGGAGCACACAGAGGAGAGGUACACCCCACUGGAUUACGCUCUUCUGGGGGGGCACAGUGAGGUCACACAGUUUAUGCUAGAGCACGGCGCCCUGUCCAUCGCGGCCAUCCAGGACAUCGCCGCGGCAACCAUCCAGGCGGUCUAUAAAGGCUACACCGUCCGAAAGGCCUUUAGGGAGCGCAAGCAACUCCUGAUGAGGCAUGAGCAACUGCGCAAGGAUGCAGCCAAAAAGCGAGAGGAGGAACAGCGUAAGAGAGAUGCUGUGCAGAGGGUUGUGUCGACUGCCAGUGAGAAGAGACUCCCCCCGCUGGUCAGGGCAGAAUCUGAGAAAACUGAAAAAUCAUCUUUGGUUCACAUCAUUGAAGACUUGUCCCUGAACGAUUUUGCGGAGGAAACAACGAAAUCUCCCAGUGACAAAAGUGAACAUGCCAAAAACAGAGAGGAAAGGCUUAAAGGUCAGAAAAGAAGAAUAUCCAGAAAAAGUCCAGUUUUUCAAGCUCAAAGCAACAAUGAAGCCUGUACUACCAGUAUUGUGGACAGUAUGCAACAAUAUUUUUUCAAACCAAGACCUCCUUCUGUGCCUAAAACGAAAGAAAGAGUGUCACCUAUGCACAGAAAUGCUAUUACUAUGGGCCAAGUGGAUGCCGUAAGCAAAGAACAAAAAAUUUCCAUCAAUGAAACCUCGCAGAACUGUAGGACUGUUUCUCAUUCUACCUCAACGCAAAAGCUGAAAAACCAAAUCAGAAGGGACCAAUCAUCAGACAGAGAUCCGUCUCACCAAAGAAAUGUUUCAGGACGAGGCUUUAAAGCUUCAGACAAAAAUGCACUAAAAAAGUCCAGUGUUCAGGCCUCUGCACAAAACAGGAAGUACGAUCGAGAACAACGGAGGAGAAGACACAAAGCUGCAUGCACCAUUCAACAGGCCUGGAGGAGGUUUUGUGCGAAAAGGCAUUCUGAGGUCGAAGCGUGUGAGCGAGCAGUACCAGUGUCUCACCACACCCAUAAGACGACAAGAGCAGCACUUUGUAAAUCUGCCGGGAGUAAGAGCUCUGUGCUACAAAGCAUCUAUGGCAACUCCAUGACACGAAGGGGGCGAUCUAUUCGGAGGUCCCAGUCCCAGGUGCCUGUGGACUUACCAUUACGCACUGCAAGCCAGAUGAGUGGUAUAGACUGCGUGCAUCUGACUGAUGUGUUGAACCAAGCCAAGCACUACUCGUACCACCUCCGACCACAGAGCGCCGACCAGAGACAGAGGAGAAUACUGAAGCAACACUGAACACACACACGCACACACAGAGCUCCUGGGCUUUCAUGUUUUCUCAGCUGUCUGGUGGCCUUACCUCUAUAGAAUUACUCCACACAUUGUCCGUUCAAUGCGCCCGGUUUGCUAAAAUUAAGCCUUGUGACAUCAGAGCCAUGACCUCACAGGGUGGGGUUAAGUCCGUAGAAAUCGUGUGUGUAAAAGAUAACCUUUCAUCCGUCAUUGUAAAGCGCACACACACACACAUUUGUCUGGCCGCGUCUUGCCCGUUCUCCGUCGCAUUGGCUCACAUACCGAGAUAACCUUUUCUCCUGUUGUGUAGACUGAAGCGCUCUAUCAACAACCAGUCAUAGAGAUCGCCCACCUGCAACCACCAGCGUACAUUCAUUUUACACUGCCCACUCUCCCAAGUACUUUUAUACUAAGCUAUGCUGCAUAUUUUUAAUGUAUUCUAUAUAUAUAUUUUAAAUAAUAUGUAAAAUGAUUGCUUUUCGC
This is a messenger RNA of Periophthalmus magnuspinnatus, 3540 nucleotides long. It is a transcript of the gene invs, whose product is annotated as inversin. Gene Ontology annotation, molecular function: protein binding. Gene Ontology annotation, cellular component: ciliary inversin compartment. The coding region runs from base 244 to 3060 and encodes 938 amino acids. The transcript has 19 exons. Gene Ontology annotation, biological process: protein localization to ciliary inversin compartment. NCBI's taxonomy places the organism in Eukaryota, Metazoa, Chordata, Actinopteri, Gobiiformes, Gobiidae. The record is from RefSeq and is a predicted model, not a curated record.